CGCGUGACACGUGACGUCAUUUCCCGGACUAGUCUUCUGCUGAAGUUGACUCAGGCAGGAGGUGGGCUGAGGAUUGAUAUAUAUAGAGUUGUACACACAUUGAGGAUCGCGACCGACUGCAUUUGAUCAGAUCACUUGAACAUCGUAGGAAGUGCGAAUUUGCAAAAUGGAGUCUAUCUCAGUUGCAAACACCAAUUUUGCCCUUCACCUGUUCAGCAAGAUCAAGGAGGGCAACAAAACCAAAAAUGUCUUCUACUCUCCUCUCAGCAUCUCUUCUGCGCUGGCCAUGGUGUCUCUCGGAGCUGCAGGCAACACAGCAACUCAAAUGUCUGAGGUCUUGUGCUUCAACAAACCAGUGAAGCCUAAAUCUGCUCAACCAGUAGCAGUCCAAAAGGCACAACAAACUCAGAAGGUCCAGUUACCAGCGGCUUUACAAAAGACCCUGCACCACGACAAAGUCAAGGAUGAUAUCCAUGCCAGCAUGAGCAAGCUGAUGAGUGAAUUGAACAAAGCAGGAGCGCCAUAUUCCCUCAGCAUGGCCAACAGGCUUUAUGGAGAGCAGUCCUAUCAAUUUGUGGAGAAAUUUAUGAGUGACACAAAAACACACUACAAUGCUGAGCUGGAAACUGUUGACUUUAAAGCAAAUGCAGAAGCUGCACGUGUCAAUAUUAAUAACUGGGUGGAGAAACAAACAAAUGAAAAGAUCAAGAAUUUGCUGGCAAAAGGAAUCGUUGACAGUUUGACCAGACUUGUGUUGGUCAAUGCCAUCUAUUUUAAGGGAACCUGGGAGCAGCAGUUUAAUGCAAAUGCAACAAGGGAGCAUCCUUUCAAGAUCAACAAGAAAGAAACCAAACCAGUGCAGAUGAUGAAUCAGAAGGCAAAGUUUCCCCUGGCCUUUAUUCCUGAUGUGCAGUGCAGGAUUCUUGAAAUGCCAUACAACGGCAAUGAGCUCAGCAUGCUGAUUAUGCUACCUGUUGACAUCCAAGAUGACACUACCGGCCUUAAGAAGCUUGAGCAAAAGCUCAAUUAUGAGAAUUACAUGGAGUGGACACGGCCUGAAAUGAUGGAUACUGUGGAGGUGCAGGUGUCUUUGCCGCGGUUCAAACUGGAGGAAACCUACGACAUGAAAGAUCUGCUUGUCAGCAUGGGCAUGACAGAUGCCUUUAACCCUUGCAAGUGUGAUUUUUCACGCAUGUCUCCUGGCGAUGAUCUGGUGCUCUCCAAGGUCGUGCAUAAAUCCUUUGUAGAGGUGAAUGAAGAAGGCACUGAAGCCGCUGCGGCUACUGCAGCUAUCAUGAUGUUGCGUUGUGCCAUGCUACCCCCGGAGCAAUUUCGGGCGGACCAUCCCUUCCUCUUUUUCAUUCAACACAAACCAACCAGGAGCAUUCUCUUCUGUGGACGCUACAGCUCUCCUUAAAUUACCUCAAGUGCAAAUAUAAAGCUAUGCAGUUAGUUGAUGUCAUAGUUAACUGUGUCUUAAAUAAACAUAUUUAGAUAAUGAAUUUUUGUACAAUUAUCAACUAACGUUUUCAAGCAAGCACUUUGGCAAAAUGGGAUGAUAUUCAUUAACCAAAUGAAAUAAACAUGUUCUUCACAACA
Messenger RNA from Silurus meridionalis, 1599 nucleotides. RefSeq names its product leukocyte elastase inhibitor-like. Gene Ontology annotation, molecular function: serine-type endopeptidase inhibitor activity. The record is from RefSeq and is a predicted model, not a curated record. Gene Ontology annotation, biological process: negative regulation of endopeptidase activity. The coding region runs from base 167 to 1417 and encodes 416 amino acids. The transcript is spliced from 8 exons. Lineage: Eukaryota; Metazoa; Chordata; Actinopteri; Siluriformes; Siluridae.